Molecule: messenger RNA, 971 nt
Organism: Triticum dicoccoides
Lineage: Eukaryota; Viridiplantae; Streptophyta; Magnoliopsida; Poales; Poaceae
Product: probable E3 ubiquitin-protein ligase ATL44
Exons: 1
Coding region: 203-835 (210 amino acids)
Source: RefSeq, a predicted model, not a curated record
GAGUGACCAUGGUGCACCAGCGCCAGCGCUCCCGGCUGUCGCUCUCAAGCCCGCGUUAAUACGCGUGCCAUUACUAGUAGGAGUACUGCCGUGCUGAAACUCCAGCCUCCCCCUUCCCCUGCCUGCCCGCCGCUGCCAUUCCACUCCACCACGCCCCGAUCCGGUGAUCCGGCCAAGAACGAACCGGCCCCGGCGGCAACCAAUGGCGUCGGCGCGCCGCCUGCUGCAGACCUACCCGGGCCAGUUCCAGGCCGCCGAGCCGCCCGACGCCCUCGGCGCCGACUCCGACGUCGUCGUCAUCCUCGCCGCGCUGCUCUGCGCGCUCCUCUGCGUCGUCGGCCUCGCCGCCGUCACCGGCUGCGCGCGCUCCCGCCGCGGCGCUGGGGGCACCAGAUCCGCCGCCUCCUCCGGCCCCGACGCGAACAAGGGGCUCAAGAAGAGGGCGCUCAUGGCGCUGCCGAAGCUGGCGUACGAGGACGCCGUGGCGGCGGCCGUCGCGGCGCGCGGCGGCACGGCCUCGGCGGCGGCCGGGGAGGGGCAGGAGGGGAUCCUCUCGGAGUGCGCCAUCUGCCUGUCGGAGUACGCGGGGAAGGAGGAGAUCCGCGUCCUGCCGCAGUGCGGCCAUGGCUUCCACGUCGCCUGCGUCGACGCCUGGCUCCGCGCGCACUCCUCCUGCCCUUCCUGCCGCCGCGUCGUCAUCGUCGUCGCCGACGCGGCGCCCCGCAAGAUGCCGCCCGAGCCCAAGCGGUGCCGCAAGUGCGAGUCCAUGGAGGAGGCGUCCUCCUCCGCCUCCGCGACCGCCGGCGACCACAGGGCCGCCCGUUUCUUGCCAUGACGUGCUCUAGCAAGUGAGUCUGGACAUGGCAAUGGCAUGGAUGCAUAAUGUGUCUGCGGAUGUGAAUCAGUGAAUGUGAGUUUCACAUCGAUGUCUGUACAUUCUCUUUGACGUGACUGGCCUGUUUUCAUGGACU